Messenger RNA from Delphinapterus leucas (beluga whale), 10141 nucleotides. It is a transcript of the gene SPTBN2, whose product is annotated as spectrin beta, non-erythrocytic 2. Gene Ontology annotation, cellular component: spectrin. The record is from RefSeq and is a predicted model, not a curated record. Gene Ontology annotation, molecular function: actin binding; phospholipid binding; structural constituent of cytoskeleton. NCBI's taxonomy places the organism in Eukaryota, Metazoa, Chordata, Mammalia, Artiodactyla, Monodontidae.
GAGGGCCGGGGGAGAUGCUGAGAAUGGAUGUGGGAUGGGAAGCUUGUCAUGAAGAGUCCUUCAACUUCAUGGGAAGACCGACUCUUUCUAAGCUGCUGCACUAGAGCGGGAAAUCCAGAUCACCCUACCAAGCCCCUGGUCCCCAACUCCAGCCUCAAGAACAAACUGCGCACAAUCCAUAACAUGCCCAGCUUCCUUCCCCACAAGCAGGGAGAAGCCGUGCUGACCCUGGGACUCAGCUGUGUUCCCCUCCGUGCUCAGCUGACUUCCUGGCCUCUAUCCCUGAGUCAUGUUCCUUAAUUCUUUUGCGCUUAGUCUUGCUAUUCUGUUUCCACCCACCUCUCCCUUACCUUUCAUCCUCUUGUCUCUUCCUUGAUUUCCACUGUCAUCUCUCACACCUGUUCCCCCUCCUAGUCCAGUAGCCUCUCCGCUCCCUCCCCACCUGUUCCUUCCACCUGCCGCCUGUUCCUCCCUCUGUUUCAUCUACUGGUUCCCUGAAGCAGGUUCCCUCUGCCUGCCUCUGGUUUCCGCAGCCGCCCAUUCUCCCCGCCUGCCUCAGCCCCUGCCCUCCCCUAUGGCCUCGGUUCUCUCUUCAGCCCCUGCGAACACAAGCAAACCCGUUCGACGGGCCUCCCUGCGUUCUGGGGAGGAGUUGUCAUGGCAACAAGAGUGCGGCUGCCACCUGACACCAUUGGCUGCGGCUGUCGUGGGGCUGAGUCACCCACACACCCCAAGGCCACCCACCCUUUUGGUUUCCCUCCUCCAUGCCACCCUUGUCUUUUCCACUGACCUGCUGGCCUCCCAGCCCAGUGCAGUGGGAGAGGUCACAGCUACUCCUUCCUGAGAGGUGGUGCUCCCAGCAUGGGUGGGGUGGCCUCCUAUAAGAAGGGAGACACUGAGGGGGUGGUUCCCAAACUUGGCCGCACUUUUUACAGGAUCACCCACGGAUGUUUUCACAAAUAUAGGUUCUCAAACCCCUUUCUGGACACACCAAAUUAGAAUCUUUGGACCUAAGGUCCAGGAAUCGGAAUUUUUAAGCUCUCCAGGUAAUUCUUUUCAGCCAGCCCAACACCAUUCUGAGGAUCCCCAUGUGGUAGCCAUUGCUUCUGGGGGUCCCUUAUCAACUUCUGCUGGGCCUCCCUGUCCUUCCCGUUAGGUCUACACGCUGGCUUGUGAAAUACUCAUAUUGCUGUUUCUAUAGAUGAGAGAAGGCAGAAGACAUGGGUUAUGGAGAAUCUCACCUCUCUGGGGGAAAGUUUCCCUGGUACCCUGAUUUUGGAUAAGAGUAGCUUCUAGAAUGGUCAUGAUGUCUGUGUGCACAUGACACGUGAUACCCAGGACUGUUGCAAUGUUUGUACAUGCGACAUAUGCCACCUAUGCUGUCAAUAGGUGUUUAUCUCCACUACUAAACGGGGCUCUCCUGAGGAGGUGUCGCUGUAUGGGCUUUGCCUAGCACUGCGCCUCGCACCGGUAGGUGCCAAAUAAAUACUGAAUGAAGGAAGAUGGGAGAAGGGCAAGAGUAGCUUGUAAGUGACAAGGGCUGAAGCCCAUAGAAAGGUAGGAAGGAAAUCGGGUAGAUGUGCCCGGCAGUGGGUGUACUGGGGGCCUGGGAUGGCCUGGCCGAGGAGGGCCUGAUGGGCCCCAUGGCAGGGAAGGAGCUGAUACUGGAGGUGAGGAUGACAAACAAGUGAGGAAGAUAACAACACCUAUCUCACAAAUGAAGGAAUGUAAGCAAACACCUAGCACAGUGCCUGGCUAGUACUACUGAGCUGGCUUUGCCCCUUCAAGGAUUUCUCUUUCUCUGCUCCCUGAGCUGGGGAUCAAAGCCCACAUCCUGAAGGGGGACCUCCCAGAGUCACAGAGAGGGGGCAUCCUCAUCACACCUGCAGACCUUGGGAAAGCAGGACUUUGCUUCGGGGGCCUCUCCCUCGGGUCUUGUGUACUCGGAGGCAACUCGGGGCCAGACGCGCAGGUCUCUAAGGCGCCGGCAGUUGCCUCCUGCGGCCCGCGGGGCCUGGCCCUGCCCCAGCCGGAAAGCUCCGCCUCCCACCCCUCCCCCGUCACUGUCCGACCUGUUUGUCUGGAGCUGCCUCCGUCUCCUCUCGCCGCAGCCAGGUGUGUUCUGACGACGGGUCCCGCAGCUCGGGGCUCAGACGUCCCGUGACUCCUUUUUCCCAGUCCUCGAAACUUCCACCGUCCUUGAGGCACACCCCCUGCCACCCGGGGACCCCAGGCUCGCGGGAUCCCAGGCUCGAGGGGGAGCCGACCCUCGGCGCCCCGCCACGGCGCGGGCAGAGCAUGGACGCUGGGCCCCGGGAGAGUGAGAGGCAGCAGCAUCAUGAACGGGCACGGAGUGAGCAGGGCGCACGGGCACGGCCUGAACGGGGCCGGCGAGUUUUACUACGAGGCUGUGGAAGAGGUUCAGAGCCCCGGGGGCCUCCCGCUCUCGCCGGCUGCCUUCAUCAGCCCGGCUCAAUACACCAGCAUGCUGGAGGGACGCUUCAAGCAGCUUCAAGAUGAGCGAGAAGCUGUGCAGAAGAAAACCUUCACCAAGUGGGUCAACUCUCACCUGGCCCGGGUGACAUGCCGGGUGGGAGACCUGUACAGCGACCUCCGGGAUGGACGUAACCUCCUGAGGCUCCUCGAGGUGCUCUCGGGAGAGACACUGCCAAAGCCCACAAAGGGCCGCAUGCGGAUCCACUGCCUGGAGAAUGUGGACAAGGCGCUGCAGUUCCUGAAGGAGCAAAAAGUGCACCUGGAAAAUGUGGGCUCGCAUGACAUUGUGGACGGGAACCACCGCCUGACCCUCGGGCUGGUGUGGACCAUCAUCCUUCGAUUCCAGAUCCAAGACAUAAGUGUGGAAACAGAAGACAAUAAGGAGAAGAAGUCAGCCAAGGAUGCCCUGCUGCUGUGGUGCCAGAUGAAGACCGCGGGGUACCCCAAUGUCAACGUGCACAACUUCACCACCAGCUGGAGAGAUGGGCUGGCCUUCAACGCCAUUGUACAUAAACACCGGCCAGACCUGCUGGAUUUUGAGUCCCUGAAGAAGUGUAAUGCACAUUACAAUCUGCAGAACGCUUUCAAUCUGGCUGAGAAGGAGCUGGGACUUACGAAGCUGCUGGAUCCUGAAGAUGUGAAUGUGGACCAACCAGAUGAGAAAUCAAUUAUUACCUACGUGGCUACUUACUACCACUAUUUCUCCAAGAUGAAGGCCCUGGCCGUGGAAGGCAAAAGAAUUGGCAAGGUGCUGGACCACGCCAUGGAGGCCGAGCGCCUGGUGGAGAAGUAUGAGUCCCUGGCCUCAGAGCUGCUACAGUGGAUUGAGCAAACGAUCGUGACCCUCAAUGACCGGCAGCUGGCCAACUCCCUGAGUGGUGUCCAGAACCAGCUCCAGUCCUUCAAUUCCUACCGCACUGUGGAGAAGCCACCCAAGUUCACUGAGAAAGGGAACUUGGAAGUGCUGCUCUUCACCAUCCAGAGCAAGCUGCGGGCCAACAACCAGAAGGUCUACACGCCCCGCGAGGGCCGGCUCAUCUCUGACAUCAACAAGGCCUGGGAGCGGCUGGAGAAAGCUGAGCAUGAGCGUGAGCUGGCCCUGCGCACGGAGCUGAUCCGCCAGGAGAAGCUGGAGCAGCUGGCCGCCCGCUUCGACCGCAAGGCCGCCAUGCGGGAGACCUGGCUUAGCGAGAACCAGCGCCUUGUGUCCCAGGACAACUUUGGGCUGGAGCUGGCCGCCGUGGAGGCAGCAGUGCGGAAGCACGAAGCCAUCGAGACGGACAUCGUGGCCUACAGCGGCCGGGUGCAGGCGGUGGGCGCCGUGGCCGCCGAGCUGGCCGCUGAGCACUACCACGACAUCAAGCGCAUCGCCGCGCGGCAGAACAACGUGGCGCGGCUCUGGGACUUCUUGCGGCAGAUGGUGGCCGCCCGGCGGGAGCGGCUCCUCCUCAACCUGGAGCUGCAGAAGGUGUUCCAGGACCUGCUCUACCUCAUGGACUGGAUGGAAGAGAUGAAGGGCCGGCUGCAGUCCCAGGACCUGGGCAAGCAUCUGGCUGGAGUGGAGGACCUGCUGCAGCUGCACGAGCUGGUGGAAGCCGACAUUGCUGUACAGGCUGAGAGGGUGCGGGCCGUCAGCGCCUCUGCACUGCGCUUCUGCGACCCAGGAAAAGAGUACAAACCGUGCGACCCCCAGCUGGUGUUGGAGCGGGUGGCCGCCCUGGAGCAGAACUAUGAGUCGCUGUGCAAGUUGGCAGCGGCUCGGCGGGCCCGGCUGGAGGAGUCCCGGCGACUCUGGCGCUUCCUCUGGGAGGUGGGCGAGGCCGAGGCCUGGGUGCGGGAGCAGCAGCACCUGCUGGCCUCAGCAGAAACCGGCCGGGACCUGACCGGCGUCCUCCGCCUGCUCAACAAGCACACAGCCCUGCGAGGCGAGAUGAGCGGCCGGCUGGGGCCCCUGAAGCUCACCCUGGAGCAGGGCCAGCAGUUAGUGGCCGAGGGCCACCCCGGGGCGGGCCAGGCCGCCGCCCGCACCGCCGAGCUCCAGGCGCAGUGGGAGAAGCUGGAGGCCCUGGCGGAGGAGCGCGCCCAGCGGCUCGCCCAGGCCGCCAGCCUCUACCAGUUCCAGGCGGACGCAAACGACAUGGAGGCCUGGCUGGUGGACGCGCUGCGCCUGGUGUCCAGCCCCGAGCUGGGACAUGACGAGUUCUCCACGCAGGCCCUGGCCCGGCAGCAUCGGGCCCUGGAGGAAGAGAUCCGAGGCCACCGGCCCACCCUGGACACCCUGAGGGAGCAGGCCGCGGCCCUGCCUCCCGUGCUGAGCCGCACGCCUGAGGUGCAGGGCCAGCUGCCCACCCUGGAGAGGCACUACGAGGAGCUGCUGGCCCGCGCGGGGGAGCGCGCACGUGCCCUGGAGGCGGCCCUGGCGCUCUACACCAUGCUCAGCGAGGCGGGGGCCUGCGGGCUCUGGGUGGAGGAGAAGGAGCAGUGGCUAAACGGGCUCGCCCUGCCUGAGCGCCUGGAGGACCUGGAGGUCGUGCAGCAAAGGUUCGAGACCCUGGAGCCUGAAAUGAACGCCCUUGCAGCGCGAAUUACUGCUGUGAAUGACAUCGCAGAGCAGUUGCUGAAGGCCAACCCCCCGGGGAAGGACAGCAUUGUCAACACCCAGAAGCAGCUCAACCACAGGUGGCAGCAGUUUCGGUCCCUGGCGGACGGCAAGAAGGCAGCUCUGACGUCAGCCCUGAGCAUCCAGAACUACCACUUAGAGUGCACAGAGACCCAGGCCUGGAUGAGAGAAAAGACCAAGGUCAUCGAGUCCACCCAGGGCCUGGGCAAUGACCUGGCCGGGGUGCUGGCGCUGCAGCGUAAGCUGGCCGGCACCGAGAGGGACCUGGAGGCCAUCGCUGCCCGGGUGGGCGAACUGACCCGAGAGGCAAAUGCCCUGGCUGCUGGCCACCCCGCCCAAGCCCCUGCCAUCAGCGCCCGGCUUGGAGAGGUGCAAGCCGGCUGGGAGGACCUCAGGGCCACCAUGCGGCGACGAGAGGAGUCGCUGGGUGAGGCGCGGCGGCUGCAGGACUUCCUGCGCAGCUUGGAUGACUUCCAGGCCUGGCUCGGCCGCACGCAGACCUCCGUGGCCUCUGAAGAAGGGCCGGCCACCCUGCCUGAGGCAGAGGCCCUCCUGGCCCAACAUGCAGCCCUGCGGGGAGAGGUGGAGCGGGCCCGGAGCGAGUACAGCCAGCUUCGGGCCGUGGGUGAGGAGGUGACCCGGGACCAGGCCGAUCCCCAGUGCCUCUUCCUACGGCAGCGACUCGAAGCGCUGGGAACCGGCUGGGAGGAGCUGGGCCGCAUGUGGGAGAGCCGACAAGGCCGUCUUGCCCAGGCCCACGGCUUCCAGGGGUUCCUGCGGGAUGCUCGCCAGGCCGAGGGCGUGCUCAGCAGCCAGGAAUAUGUUUUGUCUCACACGGAGAUGCCGGGGACACUCCAGGCUGCUGAUGCCGCCAUUAAAAAACUGGAAGACUUCAUGAGCACCAUGGAUGCCAACGGUGAGCGGAUCCGCGGGCUCCUGGAAGCCGGGCGCCAGCUGGUGUCUGAGGGCAACAUCCAUGCCGAGAAGAUCCAAGAGAAGGCAGACUCCAUAGAGAGGAGACACAGGAAGAAUCAAGAAGCAGUGCAGCAGCUUUUGGGCCGUCUUCGGGACAACCGAGAGCGGCAGCGUUUCUUACAAGACUGUCACGAGCUGAAACUCUGGAUUGACGAGAAGAUGCUGACAGCCCAGGACGUGUCCUAUGAUGAGGCCCGCAACCUGCACACCAAGUGGCAGAAGCACCAGGCGUUCAUGGCCGAGCUGGCCGCCAACAAGGACUGGUUGGACAAGGUGGACAAGGAAGGGCGGGAGCUGACUCUGGAGAAGCCGGAGCUGAAAGCUCUGGUGUGGGAGAAGCUAGACGACCUGCACAGGCGCUGGGACGAGCUGGAGACCACCACCCAGGCCAAAGCCCGCAGCCUCUUUGAUGCCAACCGAGCUGAGCUGUUUGCCCAGAGCUGCUCUGCCCUGGAGAGCUGGCUGGAGAGCCUGCAGGCCCAGCUGCACUCCGACGACUAUGGCAAAGACCUCACCAGCGUCAACAUCCUGCUCAAGAAGCAGCAGAUGCUGGAAAGGGAGAUGGCUGUGCGAGAGAAGGAGGUGGAAGCAAUCCAGGCACAGGCAAAAGCUCUGGCCCAGGAAGACCAGGGUGCAGGGGAGGUGGAGAGGACCUCGCGGGCUGUGGAGGAGAAGUUCAGGGCCCUGUGCCAGCCCAUGAAGGAGCGUUGCCGGCGCCUGCAAGCCUCUCGCGAGCAGCACCAGUUCCACCGGGAUGUGGAGGAUGAGAUCUUGUGGGUGACAGAGCGGCUCCCCGUGGCUAGCUCCAUGGAGCAUGGCAGGGACCUGCCCAGUGUCCAGCUCCUCAUGAAGAAAAACCAGACCCUGCAGAAGGAGAUCCAGGGCCACGAGCCGCGGAUCGCGGACCUAACGGAGCGACAGCGCGCUCUGGGUGCGGCGGCAGCAGGCCCGGAGCUGGCUGAGCUACAGGAAAUGUGGAAGCGCCUGGGCCACGAGUUGGAGCUUCGAGGGAAGCGACUGGAGGAGGCCCUGCGGGCUCAGCAGUUCUACCGCGACGCCGCGGAGGCAGAGGCCUGGAUGGGCGAGCAGGAGUUACACAUGAUGGGCCAGGAGAAGGCCAAGGACGAGCUGAGUGCCCAGGCAGAGGUGAAGAAGCAUCAGGUAUUGGAACAAGCCCUGGCCGACUACGCCCAGACCAUCCACCAGCUGGCAGCCAGCAGCCAAGACAUGAUUGAUCACGAGCACCCAGAGAGCACGCGCAUAUCGAUCCGCCAAGCCCAGGUGGACAAGCUGUACGCCAGCCUGAAGGAGCUGGCGGGAGAGCGGCGGGAGCGCCUGCACGAGCACCUGCGUCUGUGCCAGCUCCGCCGGGAGCUGGACGACCUGGAGCAGUGGAUCCAGGAGCGCGAGGUGGUGGCAGCCUCGCACGAGCUGGGCCAGGACUACGAGCACGUGACUAUGCUCCGGGACAAAUUCCGAGAGUUCUCCCGGGACACGAGCACGAUCGGCCAGGAGCGCGUGGACAGCGCCAACGCCUUGGCCAACGGGCUCAUCGCCGGGGGCCACGCCGCCCGGGCCACGGUGGCUGAGUGGAAGGACAGUCUCAACGAGGCCUGGGCUGACCUGCUCGAGCUGCUGGACACGCGGGGUCAGGUGCUGGCAGCUGCACAUGAGCUGCAGCGCUUCCUGCACGGUGCACGCCAGGCCCUGGCGCGGGUGCAGCACAAGCAGCAGCAGCUUCCAGACGGGACCGGCCGGGACCUCAACGCUGCCGAGGCCCUGCAGCGCCGGCACUGUGCCUUUGAGCACGACAUCCAGGCCCUCAGCGCCCAGGCCCAGCAGGUGCAGGAUGACGGCCACCGGCUCCAGAAGGCCUACGCCGGAGACAAGGCCGAGGAGAUCGGCCGCCACAUGCAGGCCGUGGCCGAGGCCUGGGCGCAGCUUCAGGGAAGCUCUGCUGCCCGCCGCCAGCUGCUGCUGGACACCACGGACAAGUUCCGCUUCUUCAAGGCUGUCCGGGAGCUGAUGCUGUGGAUGGACGGAGUGAACCUGCAGAUGGAUGCCCAGGAGCGGCCCCGGGAUGUUUCCUCCGCAGACCUGGUCAUCAAGAACCACCAAGGCAUCAAGGCGGAGAUAGAGGCCAGGGCUGACCGCUUCUCCUCUUGCAUCGACAUGGGACAGGGGCUGCUCGCCAGGAGCCACUACGCGGCUGAGGAGAUCUCAGAGAAGCUGUCUCAGCUUCAGGCACGGCGCCAGGAGACAGCUGACAAGUGGCAGGAGAAGAUGGACUGGCUGCAGCUUGUUUUGGAGGUGCUCGUGUUUGGGAGAGACGCAGGUAUGGCGGAGGCCUGGCUGUGCAGCCAGGAGCCGUUGGUGCGAAGUGCUGAGCUGGGUUGCACAGUCGAUGAAGUCGAGAGCCUCAUCAAGCGGCACGAAGCCUUCCAGAAGUCCGCAGUGGCCUGGGAGGAGCGUUUCAGCGCACUGGAGAAGCUCACGGCGCUGGAGGAGCAGGAGAAGGAGCGGAAAAGAAAGAGGGAGGAAGAGGAACGGAGGAAACAGCCCCCUGCCCCAGAGCCCACAGCCAGUGUGCCUGAAGGGGCCCUGCUGGACAGCCAGACAGCUCCCGAUGCUACCUGGGACAGAGCCCAGCCCCGCCUGCCAGCACCCUCACAGCCAGCCAGCGUGAACGGCGUCUGCACAGAUGCGGAAGCCCCACAGCCCCUGGUGGAACAACAGAGACUUGAGCAGGGCAGCUUCCCAGAAGGGCCUGGGUCUGGUGCUGGGGACGAGGCCAAUGGGCCACGGGGAGAGAAGCCGACCCGGACACGGGGCCCGACCCCUCCUAUAAUGCCCCAGAGCAGGUCAUCCGAGUCAGCCCGGGUCGCCACCUUGCCCACCCGCGGCCCGGAGCUCUCUGCCCAAGAACAGAUGGAGGGGCUGCUGUGCCGCAAACAGGAGAUGGAGGCCUUUGGCAAGAAGGCCGCCAACAGGUCAUGGCAGAACGUGUACUGUGUCCUGCGGCGUGGGAGCCUUGGCUUUUACAAGGAUGCUAAGGCAGCCAGUGCAGGAGUGCCGUACCACGGAGAAGUGCCUGUCAGCCUGGCCAGAGCCCAGGGCAGCGUUGCCUUUGAUUAUCGAAAGCGCAAGCAUGUCUUCAAGCUGGGCUUACAGGAUGGGAAAGAAUAUUUAUUCCAGGCCAAGGAUGAGGCAGAGAUGAGCUCGUGGUUGAGGGUGGUGAAUGCAGCCAUUGCCACUGUGUCCUCGGCCUCUGGAGAGCCUGAAGAGCCAGCGGUGCCCACUGCCACCCGGGGCAUGACCCGGGCCAUGACCAUGCCCCCAGUAUCACCGGUCGGGGCGGAGGGACCUGUCGUACUUCGCAGCAAGGAUGGCAGAGAACGAGAGCGAGAAAAGCGCUUCAGCUUCUUCAAGAAGAACAAGUAGUUGGGGGCGAGACUCCCAGGCCAGCUGCCUCCCUCUGUCCAGGAAACUGCCAGGGACCGUUGACAGGGACCACCCUCUUGUCAGGACAACUGCCUGCUGCUAGGGUCUGUUGCCAAGGUCAACCCAUCACCAGGAACUGUCUCUGGAGACAAGUCAGUGUCCCCAAGGGCAACCCUUCUCUUCUGCUAUUUAAUUCCAGACUGGUGGUGGGGCCCAGGCAACCCCCAAUUCCACUCUCCCCCUUCUUCCCUCCUCCCCUAGCCUUACGCCUCUAUCCCCACCACAGCACAGCACCCUCUCCAUAGGCCACGUGGGGAAUGGCUGCCCCUGCCUCGGGGUCAUUCUCCCGCCACAGCUAGGGCACGCCAUCCAGUCCUUGCCCCUGGGGACCAGCCAGGAACCUCUCAGAGCUGAAACAGGACCCGGGGGCAAGAUUGCCAGAUGACAGGUCAGAGACGCCGAAGCUCCCCCUUCCCAUCCUCCCUCAUCCUCUGACUCAAGCAGCCCCUCCAUCUCCAGCAACUCUCAACAGCUUCUGGGUGUGAGUUGUUCAGGGGCAACCACGGCCUUGAGUCUGGCCAAGGAGGUGAUUAAACAGCUCAGCUUCUC